Messenger RNA from Anopheles marshallii, 642 nucleotides. RefSeq names its product protein G12-like. The coding region runs from base 1 to 642 and encodes 213 amino acids. The record is from RefSeq and is a predicted model, not a curated record. NCBI's taxonomy places the organism in Eukaryota, Metazoa, Arthropoda, Insecta, Diptera, Culicidae. The transcript is spliced from 3 exons.
AUGUUAAAGCUGGAUAUGUUUGCACUGAUGGUAGUUUCGGUUUCGGCAAGUGUAUUAACUGAACAUUCGAAUAGUUUGCUGAGAGAUUUACAAGACUUUGUAGAUCUAUUAGAUUUAGAUCGUGUCAUACACCUGACAAAUACGUACUAUCUGAAUGACCAAGAUUUUCAGUCGAUGUUAGAAUACAUGCAAAGCGGAGAGUUUUCCGUCGUAUGGAAUGGUUUCUUUGGUUUGGCUGUGAUCCGUGAUUUGGGCAUGUAUUUGAUCCAGGAAGGAGUUCCUUUCUAUGAUUAUGUAGAUCUUGUUGCAUAUUUCAUCGGUCAAUCUCCAGUUAAUAGCCGUCUGGAGCAGCAUAUAAACAAAACACAACAUCGUAGCUUGAAGGCAUAUGUUGACGAGUUGUUUGCUAUGCUGCCAUGGAGCGAAUGGAGGAAUUUGUAUGAAGUAAAACAAACAAGUAGUGAACCAUUCAAAUCCUUGAUCAUUAAACUGAGAAGUGUGAAUUACACAGAAUUAAAGCAGUUUUAUCAGAACACCAAGGAACUAAGAUCGUUUAUUCAUGUACUGAGAUGCCUUGGAUUAGAUGUUGAGUUGUAUGAACAUUAUUUAAUGCAAUUUUUCCAUGGGUUGAAACUGAUUUAA